Molecule: messenger RNA, 1997 nt
Organism: Betta splendens (Siamese fighting fish)
Lineage: Eukaryota; Metazoa; Chordata; Actinopteri; Anabantiformes; Osphronemidae
Product: protein-lysine 6-oxidase-like
Exons: 7
Coding region: 187-1515 (442 amino acids)
Biological process (GO): peptidyl-lysine oxidation
Molecular function (GO): protein-lysine 6-oxidase activity; copper ion binding
Source: RefSeq, a predicted model, not a curated record
AGUAAACGAGCAGGAAAAAAAGGCCACAGCCCUCUUCUGUUCGCCAGUCCUCCUCAAAGCUGACAUGUUCUGGUUCUGUGUUGCAGCUGGGACUGAGCGCGCACGCCCGCUUUCCAUCCACUUUGCGCAAACGCAAUCCAUGUCAUAACUUCGCGCAGGAGAAACUCCGCUGUGUCUAGUUCCAUUAUGGCAAAACGCUCAAUUUUAUUUUUAUACUUUUUCCAAGGGACCCUUCACCUCAUCUCCGGACAGCCGCGCGCAGCUGGCCCCUGGCGGCAGCGGGUUCGGUGGGAGAACAACGGGCAGGUGUACAGUUUGCUCAGCACUGGAUCCGAGUAUCAGAACCCAGUGCGGUCCAGGAGCCAGCCGCAGGUUCAUGUGGGCGGGAGACGGGACGGAACCAGGGGCCAAACGCCGGGGGCGCUUGUGAGGACCGGACGCGGUGAGUCCGGACGCGGCGCGGGGCUCGGUUCGUUUGGACACGACGGCAGACAGGUCGUGUCUGUCAGCGUUGGCACCGGUCGACGUCCAUUUGGAGGUUCUGGAGGUUAUCCGGGCGCGCGACGCAUUAACGCGUCCGCGGCGACGAGCAGCGGCGGCGGAGCCGGUUCUGUGGAGACAACUGGACCACAACCCCGACCAGCAGAACCGGGGCCCGGUGCGCCUGUCACCAGGCAACGUCAGCCCGUCUCUGGAGCCGCCGCUCUCACAUCGGACGUUGCCAACGACCCGACCGCAAACGGGGAGAACAUGGUUAACGACGACCCUCGAAACCCGUUAAAAACCCACAGGAAUUCCGUUCUCUACAACGUGUAUCCCACGAGAGGCAGGUCAGUGGCGCGCACGCGCCGUCCGCCUGGCACUGGCUAUGGGACGAGCUAUUUCCAAAAUGGGUUGCCAGACCUGGUUCCAGAUCCGUACGCCAUCCAAGCAGGUGCUUACGUCCAGCGCAUGCAGAUGUAUGCGCUGCGCUGUGCGGCGGAGGAGAACUGUCUGUCCAGGUCGGCGUACGGACCGGCUGUGCGAGACAUCGACUUCCGAGUCCUCCUGCGGUUCCCCCAGAAAGUGAAGAACCAGGGCACCUCAGACUUCCUGCCUGUGAAGCCCAGAUAUCAGUGGGACUGGCACAGCUGCCACCAACACUACCACAGCAUGGACGCCUUCAGCAACUACGACCUGCUGGACGCCGGCAGCGGACGCCGGGUGGCUGAGGGACACAAAGCCAGCUUCUGCCUGGAGGACACCAGCUGCGACGCUGGAUUCAGGCGACGCUACGCCUGCACCUCCCACACACAGGGUCUGAGCCCAGGAUGUCACGACAUCUACGCUGCCAACAUCGACUGUCAGUGGAUCGACGUCACUGAUGUCCCUCCAGGAAACUACAUCCUGAAGGUUACCGUGAAUCCUAACUUCUACGUCCUGGAGUCAGACUUCACCAACAACAUCGUGAGAUGUGACAUUAUUUACACGGGAGUCUACGUCCAGACACGCAACUGUCGAGUAACAAGGGGGUGAAUUCUCCCAUUCUGUGGAUCACAUCUCUCCCUGAACAACCAGAUGAACAGCGAUGGAGGAGUUGGUUCCAGCUGUGAGUCUACGUCUCUGCUGUGGAUGCAUUCCUGGUAUUCAACCUUUACACGUGGAACUAGUGAGAGCAGCAGAUUUACUUGAUCUACUUCUACUUUUCAUUUUCUUAUUGCAGAAAGACCGUUUUUAGUCCUGUGUUGAAUUAAGUUUGUAUUUUGGUUUAUUGCUUUUCAUUUUUCUGGAGUUUGUCGUCUUUUUGUUAUGUCUUUAGCUGUUACAGUUUUAUUUAAAAGGAUGAAGUUUCUUUUGUUGUCUUUUUCUCAUCCACAUUAACGCAGCUAACUCUGACUCACUGAGGAUUAGGAUGUUUCAGACCUUGGUCAUAAAUAACUCAUUUAAUGUCAGAGUACGAUGAAAAAUGUAAACAUGUGUUAGAUUUGAUGCAAUAAAGAUGUUGGGUUAGUUCUGUG